CACCUCACUCUAUCUCCCCUCCCUCUCUUCUGCUUCACCCGUCUCUCUCUCUCUCGAUUUGCUGGUUGUACUUAAAUAUUGUUUUCUAAGAAAAACUAAUUCUUCUUCUUUUUGGGUUCUUCUCCUUUUCUCAAGAUCUGCUACUUGGUCUUAUUAUCGUUCACGAGAUCCACUUCUCUCCCUUCUCUUUUUUCUCACUCUUCCUCCUCACACAGUUUCACUGGAUCUGCGCCUUUUUGUCUCUCCCGAGUCUAUGCUUCAGACCAUGGAUCUGCAUUGUCCUCUCCGAGCUAGGGUUUUAUGACCACAUGCUUUUUGUUGCCUUCGCCGGUGUUGGCGUCAUGCAACCGUUCAGUUCAGGAGCGGAGCGGGAUGGAGAAUUCGGCCAAUGCCAUGGACUUCUCGGGAACCCCUUGGAUGCUCGUCGUGGUUUCUCGUUUGUGGCGUUUCAGCUCUUGGAGUUCUUCUGAGAAUGUUUUUUGUGAAUUUGAUUUUGGCAAGUGAAGAUGCUGACUUUGAUGGUGCUUCUUCUUCCGCUGUUGAAUUUGGUUUUCCCCUGUUGCGGGUAUCCAUUACUUCAUAUAAACUUGUCUCCUUCUGUGCUGUCCAGUCAACCACCAUCUACAAAAAGAAUAUUACAAGAUCAUGAUUUUAUUGCAGUGAGAGAAGAUCCAUAUGAUAAAUCGGUUUCAAUCUCAUUUUUCCGUCUACGUCCUUUCUCACAUUUACCGGCAUUAAUGCCAUCCAUUCGAGGAAAGUCAAUGCCAUCAAAGCCUGCAUUUGCUCCAUCUAACCCACCCCAACCAUCUUUGGGACCAUCACCUGCUCCCUCUCCUUAUCCAAUUAAUCAAGGUUUUGCCAGUCCUACCAGCAGUCCUAUCAGUAAGACAAGACAUCACCACCAUCAUCACCGAAAGAGAAUUCCUGCUGUCUCCCCAACCCCCUCUGUUGUAUCAGGUUGUGAUCAAAUCACUUGUUCAGAGCCACUUACUUCCACUCCAAUUGGUUCACCUUGUGGUUGUGUGGUUCCUAUGCAAGUUGAGCUUCAUCUAGGUGUUGCUUCUUACGCAGUCUUUCAUCUUAUUGGAGAGCUUGAGAUUGAGGUUGCAGAAGGCACAUAUCUGAAACAAAGUCAAGUAAGAAUCAUGGGUGCAAAUGCUGAUAAUCAAGAUCAAGGAACAGUUGUAGAUAUUAACCUGGUCCCACUAGGAGAAAAAUUUGAUAACACCACGGCAACACUGACAUAUGAGAGAUUUUUAAACAAGAAGGUGCCAAUUAAUGCGACUCUUUUUGGUGAUUAUGAACUGAUAUCCAUCAAAUAUCCAGGGCUUCCUUCCUCACUGCCCUUUGGGAAUAAUACGGGGAAUGGACCUAGUGGAAGUAUUGGGGGUCAUGAAAACCCUAUUAUGGCAAAUUUUCAUGGCAAGAAUCAGAGGAUGAAUGGUAGAAUUAUUGCUAUCAUUGCUUUGUCUGCAUUUGUACUCUUCUUGGUAUGUGUUCUAGGGAUGUUUAUUCUCCUAAAAUGCAAGAAGUUUACAAGACCAUCAACUGCUGUUGGCCCUACAAUCGCAUCAUCCAUUACUAAGAGAUCUGGCAUCAGGUCCUUUUUGUCAAAUAGUAUGGCCAGCUCAGCAUCAGUAUCACUUGUUUCUACCAUGGGUCCUUGUAUUCUUUCGGUAAAAACAUUUACUCUUGCUGAACUUGAGAAGGCCACUGAAAAGUUCAGUUCUAAGAAGAUUUUGGGUGAAGGAGGCUUUGGACGAGUUUAUCAUGGCAUCAUGGAAGAUGGAACCGAAGUUGCAGUUAAGUUGCUCAUAAGGGAUGAUCAGAAUGGGGACCGUGAGUUUAUUUCAGAAGUUGAGAUGCUAAGCCGAUUGCAUCACCGUAAUCUUGUCAAACUUAUUGGUAUAUGCAUUGAAGAACACAUACGCUGCUUGGUAUAUGAGCUUGUUCACAAUGGGAGUUUGGAGUCCCACUUGCAUGGUGCUGACAAGAAAAAGGGGGUUCUUGACUGGGAUGCUCGAAUGAAGAUUGCCCUUGGUGCUGCCAGAGGACUGGCAUAUCUUCAUGAGGAUUCUAAUCCUCGUGUUAUCCACCGUGACUUUAAGGCUAGUAAUGUUUUGCUGGAAGAUGAUUUCACCCCCAAGGUGUCAGAUUUUGGUCUGGCGAGGGAAGCAACUGAAGGAAGUAAUCAUAUUUCAACCCGGGUCAUGGGAACGUUUGGGUAUGUGGCUCCUGAAUAUGCAAUGACAGGGCAUCUACUUGUCAAGAGUGAUGUCUACAGUUACGGGGUUGUACUACUGGAGCUUCUGUCUGGAAGGAAGCCUGUAGACAUGUCUCAACCUCAGGGACAAGAGAAUCUUGUGACUUGGGCAAGACCACUACUUACUAACCAAGAAGGUCUGGAGAAAUUGGUGGAUCCUUCCUUGGCUGGAAGUUACAACUUUGAUGACAUGGCAAAGGUGGCAGCCAUUGCUUCAAUGUGUGUUCACCCAGAGGUCGCUCAGAGGCCAUUCAUGGGUGAAGUUGUGCAGGCACUGAAGCUCAUCUAUAAUGAUAUGGAUGAAACCUGUGGAGAUUGUUGUAGUCAGAAGGAACCAUCUGAUACUGAUUGUGACUUAAAGGGAGACUUUGGCCCUUCAGAUAGCAGUUGGUGGAAUGCAGGUGGGAUUUCCCCACGCUUGACUUACGGUUGUGCUUCUUCAUUCAUUACAAUGGAGUACUGCUCAGGUCCACUUGAUGAUAUAGAUAAUAACAGACCACAUUCAGCGUCAAGCUUUAUAGGGGGAGGAGAGGGAUCUUUACCAAUUAGGCAUGCAAACAGAUCAGGUCCCCUAAGAACGGUUCGCAGCAAACCCGCCUUUUAUAGGUUAAGAGGAAGUAUGAGUGAGCAUGGGGGCUUUAUUCCAAGGCGUGUAUGGGGUGAUAGGUAUUGGGUUUGAGUCUUGUUUCUAAUCUAAAUUUCAAAUGUACAGUCCAAAGGUGCCUGUUCUUUCCAGCUGUGCUUGAUUGGUGUGUCCUUGUAGUCAUUACUGUAGUUUUCCCCGUUGAUGGGUGAUGUUUGGUGAGAUGGGUGGAGAUGGCACAGCUUCUAAUUUUGGAACCUUGAUUCAUUUCUUAAUUGCUAGAGAUGUAAUUUGGAACUCAUGUAUUAUAUUCCCCCUGUUGGUUUUCCUUCAUAUUUCCAGAUCA
Messenger RNA from Nelumbo nucifera (sacred lotus), 3192 nucleotides. Its product is annotated as receptor-like serine/threonine-protein kinase ALE2. Gene Ontology annotation, molecular function: ATP binding; protein kinase activity. Lineage: Eukaryota; Viridiplantae; Streptophyta; Magnoliopsida; Proteales; Nelumbonaceae. The record is from RefSeq and is a predicted model, not a curated record. Gene Ontology annotation, biological process: protein phosphorylation.